Molecule: messenger RNA, 1413 nt
Organism: Amborella trichopoda
Lineage: Eukaryota; Viridiplantae; Streptophyta; Magnoliopsida; Amborellales; Amborellaceae
Product: 2-oxoglutarate-dependent dioxygenase 19
Source: RefSeq, a predicted model, not a curated record
UGGAUAAAUUUAGCUGGAGAGUGAUUACCUUGACAUCAAUUAAAAACCUGAGGUCCAAGAUUUAGGCCUUACAUCAUAAAUAUUACUCCUCAGGCCAUCUGCGCACACUCACACAUACUGAGAGAGACAGAAAGAGAGAGAUGGUUUCUGGGAAGGCCAUUGAAGGAGCUCCUGUACCUGCUUUGCGAACUUCAGGUAGUAGAUUUGAUGGGGCAAAAGGAAUUAAAGAACUCGCAGAGUCCGGCCUGCUUACAUCGAUACCCCCAACUCAUGCAUUUCCACCCGACCCAACCGCUUCUAACCUUUCUUCUUCAUCAAUCGAAGAGCAACUUCCAACCAUCGAUUUCUCAUUCCUGCAGGCCAAAGAAGCCGUGGUGAGAUCGAAGGCUAUUCGUGACCUUGGUGAGGCUGGCGCUGAAUGGGGUUUCUUCAGGCUAGUGAACCAUGGGGUGCCGGAAAGUUUGAUGAAGGGGAUGCUGGACUUGGCUAAAGACUUUUUUGAUCUUCCUGCGGAAGAGCGGAAGAAGUACACAGGGAAACAAGUUUUGGAUCCAAUUCGUUACGGCACAAGUUUCAACAUACUGGUCGAAGAGGUAUUUUGUUGGAGAGACUUUCUCAAGGUUAUUGUGCACCCAUCCUUCCAUUCUCCCGAAAUACCAGCUGCUUUCAGAGAAAUUGCAGCUGAAUAUUCUAAGAGGGUUCAACAAAUAGCUAGGGAACUAUUUAAGGGAAUCUCUGAAAGUUUGGGACUUCAAUCGUGCUACAUAGAGAAAGCUUUCAAGCUAGAGGAGGGGCUCCAAAUUUUAAUCUGCAACUACUAUCCUCGUUGCCCUCAACCAGAACUAGCAAUGGGCCUCACUCCGCACUCUGAUCAUGGGGGGCUUACAGUACUAAUGCAGGAUGAAGUUGGUGGCCUACAACUGAAACAUAAAGGGAACUGGGUACUUGUCCGUCCUCUCCCCAAUACCUUCGUUGUUAACGUUGGCGACCAUCUAGAGAUAUUGAGCAAUGGGAUUUACAAGAGUGUGGAGCAUCGAGCCGUGGUGAACGACGCAACAGCUAGGAUUUCGAUAGCUUUGGCUCAUGGACCGUCUCUGGAUGCUAGUGUUUCCCCUGCAACCCAGUUGGCAGAGAACGGAGGCCAAGCAGUUGCAUAUCGUGAGAUGCCUUAUAGAGAGUACCUCGAGUUUCAACAGAGCCAUCGCCUUGGGGGAAAAUCCUGUUUGAAUCUUGUGAGGCUUUAAAAUAGUCACUGUCAUUUUAAACUGUUUUACUACUCAUCAUUUGUUGUUGAAUAAAUAAGGGAAAAUUAUAUGUUGUUGUACAAAAAAGGAAAACCAUGUCUGUACCGUUGUAUUUGACCAUUAUUAUGUGAUGGUCCAAAAAUAUGCGAUAUUUGAGUGUUCCUUGUCC